Molecule: messenger RNA, 633 nt
Organism: Suhomyces tanzawaensis NRRL Y-17324
Lineage: Eukaryota; Fungi; Ascomycota; Pichiomycetes; Serinales; Debaryomycetaceae
Exons: 1
Coding region: 1-633 (210 amino acids)
Source: RefSeq, a predicted model, not a curated record
AUGUCCAAAGCCUUGUGUUCCUACGCCUUUGACACCCUCUACACCCUUCUCCACGGCACAAGCCCCACCUCCUUAGCCAAGCACUUUGCCGUGCUCCAGGAGUCCCUGUCCGACUAUCCAUCCUCGGCCCCUGUAUUCGUUACCUGGAACCAAUCGGGCAGGUUACGUGGAUGUAUAGGCACUUUUGCCAGUGAGCCUAUAGAGAAGGGCGUAGCCAGGUACGCUGUCGUGGCAGCAAGGCAGGACACCCGAUUCCGUCCCAUUUCCAAGCUGGAUCUAAAUUCCGAACUCCUGGUGAGUGUAACCCUUCUAGAUAACUUCACCCAUAUUGAUGAGUGGGACGAUUGGACCAUUGGAUUGAACGGUCUCAGGAUAUCGUUGGACCUCGAGGGCUCUCACUACCUGGGAACGUUUCUACCUUCUGUUGCAGAGGAAGAAGACUGGUCCAAGGAAGACACUCUCUACUAUCUCUUGAUUAAAGCUGAGCUCUCUGGCAUCAGUCAAGACCGUGUGGUAGGCUUCUACAAGAAGGGCAUCAAGGAAGGCUGGCUCCACUUGACUCGGUACGACGGUCUCAAGCUGCAAUUGGAUUUUAGCCAGUUCCUCGAGGUCCGCAAGGCACUUCAGCCAUGA